This is a messenger RNA of Paramecium sonneborni, 2941 nucleotides long. The record is from the annotation of a GenBank genome assembly. Lineage: Eukaryota; Ciliophora; Oligohymenophorea; Peniculida; Parameciidae.
AUGAAUGAAUUAAAACUUCUUGAAAGAAUGCCAGCUAGAAAAACAAAUAUCAAAAUGAAUUUUGUUAUAAAUGGUGUAUUCUCAUUUCCUGAAGAAUGGAGAUUAACUGAUGAAGCUAAUCCAAAUUUAUUUUAAUACUCAGUUGCAUUUCUUGAUUAAAAAUUAUCAGGAGGGAAAAUAAUUCCAAGAGAAUUAACAGAUAAAGAGAAAAGAGAAAUUGAAGAAGCUGAAGCUGCAAAGAAAGCAAAGAAGUAACCAAAAAAAGAUGCAAAAAUUGAAGUAAUAAUAAUGAAUAUUAUUAGUUACCUAAAUUGACACCAGAAGAAGAGAAAGAAAAGAAUCUAAGAGAAUAAUAAGAACUCGAAGAAUAAUAAAGACUUAAAGCUGAAUGGGAUGCUCUAUCUGAACAGGAAUAAUUUUAUAGGACUUAGGAAGACCAAUACAAAAGUGCAAGCAUAAAAUUUGAUUAGAAUUAGUUUUGUUAAGAGUUAACAGGAUAAAAAUUAGUGAUAUAAUAAGAAAGAGUAAGAGUAGAUAAAGGAGAAUGGAUAUUUUUAUAUAAAUCUCCAAUUCCAGGAGAUGAAGAAGUAGCAAAAUUGAAGAAAACAAAACCUAAGAGUUUAAAUAUAAAUGAUUUAAAUAUCAUAGUAUUCAAAGCUUGGAUAGAUUAUUUACCAUUUUAAAUUUCAGGUUAAACUGAAAUUAUUUAAAGGAUAAAAUUUACUUAAUAUAUGGAUGAAUAAUCUCCUGCAGAAACACCUAAACCAAAUAUUGAUACAAUGUAUAUGUAAUUAAAAAUAAACUUAUCUUAUCCAAUAACUCCAGUUAGAUUUGAACCAUAACCAACAUUUUAAGAUUUGAUUCCUUUAGCACCUGAACCUUAACCUAUACCAUUAAGUUAAUUAUGUAUUGAAGAAUUAAGAAAUGAUUUAUAAGUCAUCAUAGAAUCUUUAGCUAUGGAAUAUUCUAAUAUGUUUUCAAAAGAUCUAAACAAAUAUCAAAAUGAAAAGUAAAGUAAUAUGCUAAUGACUCAUAAAAAAUAAUCUCUUUAAUAAAGAAAAGAACAUUUUUUAUAUGAUUUCAAUAUUACAGGGAAAUACAAAAUUUUAAAAGAAAGAAUAAAAAAAAGUAUUGUCAAAUUAUGUAGAGAUAAAUUUGGAAAAUCAGGUUCAGUAACAGGUAUUUCAACUACAUAAUCUGAUUAAUUUUAUUCAGAAUUAUAUGUAUUUCUAAUGGAAGAAAUGAGAUAAGUUUUAAUUAAUAUGGUAAGAGAAAAUAAAGAAGCUUUAUAAGAAGAUUUCUCUCAUUUACUAUCCAAAAAAAAAACAAUUUAAGAUAUUGGUUUUUAAGAAAUAAUAGUUGAAAAAACCAAUGAAACAAGAAAACAAUAACUUGAAAGAUUAUGUUUAGAAUAUGAAAUUUUAAAUAGAACAGAAGAAGUUGAAAAACAUCUUCGAGAUUUAAAUUUAAUUAAUCCAAAAGAUUAAGAUGCUUUAAUGAAAUUUGCUUACUUUUGUCUUAGAUGUGAAAAAAUAGAAUAGGCAGUUAUUCUUGUUGAAUAAGCACUUUCUUUUGAUGGUCAUAAUUAAUAAAAUCAAUUAUUAUUAGCAGGAUUGUAUUAAAAAAGAGAGAAAAUUUCAGAAGCUAAAUUUAUUUUAGAAUUAUUAUUAGAUAAAGACCCAAAUAAUUUAAUUUAUCAUUUAUUUUAUAGUCUUAUAAUAAAUUAAUCAGAUUAAGAACUAGGUGAUUUUAUGAUGAAAAAAGCAGAAAGAAUUUGGCUUCGAUAAAUAAAUCUAAUAAAAUAGGAAGGUACGCAUCAUGAUGAUCCAUAAUUAUUUGAUAUACCUUGGAUAAAAAUUCCUAUUCCAGUACCAGAUAAACCUGAGAAAGAUAAAGCUAUUCUUGAAUAAAGAGAAUAAUAAAGAAUUGCUUGGGAAAAUGCUCAUAAUUAACCAUAGUUAAGCGAAUAAUAAUAUGAUUAGAUGAUUCUAUAAUUAGUUGAAUUCUUUGAGAAUGCUUCCCUCUAUGAAUUAGCUGAAUAAUCUCUAACUUUAUUGAAUGAUAAAUCUCAUAAUAAAAUUGCUAUGCUAAGAGCCAAAAUAUUUUUAUAUAAAUCAGAAUAUUCUUAAUGUUUAGAUUUAAUAGAAAAUAUUCUAGGUAUUAUUCUAUUCUAUUUUAAGAGUUUAAUCCUGAAGAUUUAGGAACUCGUAUUGAAUAUAUAAAAGUAUUAUUUAAGAGUUCAUCUUUUGAAAAGUGUGAGAAAUAGAUCAAAUUUGUACUACCAAAUCCUUAAUUGAGAGAAGAUGCUAUUACCUAUUUCAGUAUGUAUUUGAUGUUAGGAUCAAUUUAUAUUUAAGAGUAACAAUUUGGUAAUGCUCGUGCUGUAUUUACUAAGGCUUGUCAAAUUAAAGAAAAUUCAUCAUUAGCUUGGAUGGGAUUAGGAAUUUCUUCACAUGAAUGUGGUAAAUAUAAAGAAGCAGAAAAUGCUUUAAGAAUGGCUAAUCUUUAUGAACCAACUAAUGAUACAGUUUGGGGUUAUAUUGCAUUAAAUUGUUUAAAAGAUGGUCAAAGAUUUAGAGAUGCUAAUUCUGCUUUAAAAGAAAUGAAUAAAAAUGAUGUAUCAUAUAUCAAAAUAUUUGAAUAGGCUGGUUAAGUACAUUUAAUGGUUCGUUUAAGCAAAGAAUUUUAUAAUAUUGAGGAAUAUUUGACAGCUAAAGAAUUGUUAUAAAAAGCUAUUAGUUGGGCUAAAGUUUAAGAUUUACUUUCAGAUGAAAUUAAUUAAUUUGAGAUUCAAUUAGCAGAGACAAAUGAAAAACUUGGAUUGCUUCAAUAAGCUCUAGAUAUUUAUUAAGAAAUACUAAAAGGAGAGUAUGGAUCUUUAAAAGAACACUUAUCAUAAUAAAUAAAAAGACUUUAUUUCCAAAUCAAUAUAAAAUAUUGA